ACAGAAUAUCCGAAGAACUAAUUUCAAAAAGGUGAAAGGUAACUGGGGACCUGGGGAUGGCGAUGUGUUUGCAGUGUUGAAGCUCAGUCAUACUGUACUGUGGAUGUGAACUCUCUAAUUAAUAAACUGAUGAUGGCUUCUAGGUUUAUGAAAUAUUUAAUGAGGAAUGCCAGACACUGCACUAACUCCAGCAAGAGCAUGCUAAGGGUUUGUUUUAAGAGGGUAUCAUCAGCCAGUUCAACCAACCUCACCGGAAUCAUGUCAAAUAUUCUAGGAGAAUUUGAAGUGACCAGCUCAGGUAAACGUGCUGUUGGCUCACAACAGCCAUGGGUCUCAGAGGAACAAGUCACCCAAUUUUGUCAACAAUAUCAGAAGUUGUCAGUGAAAGAGAAAUCUGAAGUCUUGUUGUUUUUGUCUAAAAGGUGCGGAGUGAAUCAUGCAGAUGCUGUAUCUGCAGCCUCAGCACUAAUAGCUGCAAAGGAUGAGCCGGCAAUUUUCACAUAUGAACACCGAUUGCAACAGUCGCUUUCUCCGCAGUAUACCCACCUCUUUACGAUGAUCAGUCGCACCGCAUAUGGUGUAAAGUUUCUAGUGGACAUGAGAAGCAACAUCUUGGAUUUACUUUCUACAUCUUUAAACCCGAAUGAAGUUGAACCAAUAAGGCAUCUGAAUGCAAGUCUUCGUGGAUUGUUAGUUCACUGGUUUUCUACUGGCUUGCUAAAUCUGCAGCGAAUAACGUGGCAAAGUUCAUGUGAUAUGCUACAAAAGGUUAGUGAGUAUGAGGCGGUUCAUCCAGUACAAAACUGGUUGGACUUAAAGCGCAGAGUUGGUGCUUAUCGACGUUGUUUUGUCUUCACACACAACAGCAUGCCACUAGAGCCUGUGGUAGUCCUGCACACAGCACUUACUCAAGACAUUAGCACCAACAUCCAGUCUCUUGUCAAACAAACUGAAGGUGUGCUUCCAUCAGUGGAUAGUGAAGAUAUUAGCAAAAUUAAUGCAGCCAUUUUCUAUUCUGUUACUUCAACCCAAAGAGGACUACAAGGUAUUGACCUUGGCAACUACCUCAUCAAAACAGCAGUUCAAAAACUGCGAGCCGAGUUCCCAAAUAUGAACAUCUUCUCCAGUUUGUCACCAAUUCCAGGGUUCCGAGAUUGGCUGCUACAAGAAAUCAAUAAGCAAAUUCGAGGGUCAACAGAAAAGUUGUUUUUACAGGACGAGCUGAGUGUACUCCAGCAACAUUUAGCUAGCAAACGAGAAGAUGUUGUAGCACAAGUGAAGGAACUUAUUCACUCAAAUUCAUGGAGUGAAUCUGAAUCAUUAACAGGCGCCCUCAAACCACCGCUAUGCAGACUGUGUGCUAGAUACUUGUAUGAAGAGAAGCACAGAGGCUAUGCAGUCAACCCUGUUGCCAAUUUCCAUUUAAGGAAUGGUGCUACGAUGUGGCGUAUAAAUUGGCUUGGUGAUACCAGUAGUAGGGGUCUGGCUGCCUCUUGUGGCUUGAUGGUAAAUUAUAGAUACUUCUUGGAUAAGACUAGAGCUAACAGUCAGGCUUACGUUGAACACAAACACAUAGAUGCAUCCAAGCAAGUUUUAGACAUACUUGAACCAUUACACAUAUCAAGGAGCAAGCUAUGAGCUUUGGUUUGGGGUAGUUUUUCAAUUAAGGUGCUUGUUUUCUAGUACCUGAAUGCUGGGUGCAAAUCCUGCAAUUACCAGGCAGAGCCUUAAAAAGUUAAUUUUUUUUCUUGCUGGACUAAGGUCUAGUUUUUCCAAAAUAAUUGCUAGUCCUUAUAUCAGCUACUGAAUGUUGGUCUAGUUUUAAUGUAUUUUUUGCUAGCCUAGCUCUAAAAUACUCAAGAACCCAGGACCACCAACUUUUUUACAGCCCUGCCAGGAUUUUUUUCAUAAAUACUGAAAUAACUGCACUCACUACAAGACUCAUAAUGAGAUUAUAAUGUAUUGGGUAAGUCUUUUUAAUGUUUAUAAAAAGUAAAAAUGGGAAAUAUAAUAAAACUUUUAUUUAUAAAUGCAUUAUAAAUGUGGAUAUGAACAAUUAUUUGUAAACAAAAAAAUCGGGGGGAAAAAAAAAAUGUUUUUUAAACGCCACCCCUAUUUUUCCGUGAGCUAGGAGCGGAUGCUGGAGGGCAAACAAACAAUUUUUUUUUUUAGGUAUAAUUGGAAUAACAUAUGAAUGAUGUACUUGAGCAAAGAAAUAAAAGGUAAAUUUCCAAAUGUGGUAUUGAAAGAGUAGAGACGAGAACUACUCCGAAGGUGAAGUACAAGAAAGCGGGGUCCCAAGUCUCCCCGAAAAGAUGCCCCUUUGAUAUAUGGCACCAUUUUUGAAGAAAAAAUGGUGGUUGUUUAGUGUCUAAAACCAAUAGUGUUGGAACGUGCACUCCCCGCAGCCCACUUUCCCCCUAGUUUAGUUACUGGACUGGUAAUUAUUUGGGCCUCAAUCCACCUCUGGCCUGAUGUCUCGUCAAAUACCUCUAUUACUCAAAUCAUAGAGAAAAUAGAACAGUCUCUAUUACUCAAAUGGACAAGUUGACUAGAGAUAUAUUAUGCGCCUGACAUUAGUACAUUAAAAUGGCAAGUUAAAUUUUGUAUCACAGCAUAUGUUUAUAGAUUUAUUUAAAAAGAAACAUCCAGAAACAAACCCAUAUUACCCAGUGAAUAAAUAUAUUUGAAAUGUAUUUGUUAUGUAUUUGUUUUUGAACAUAAUGGUCAUCAACAAAGGAAAAAGUAUGUUGUGACAUACUACAUCUUAUGCUAUCAAUUUUUUGGGUUGGCUCAACUUAAAUUCUUCAUCCUUUUAUGUACCUAUUUUUUUUAAGAAGUACUGUAGGCCUAAUCUCCAAUCUUCCUUAGACUUUAAAUAAAGGAUUACCAACAAA
Molecule: messenger RNA, 2897 nt
Organism: Anneissia japonica
Lineage: Eukaryota; Metazoa; Echinodermata; Crinoidea; Comatulida; Comatulidae
Product: malonyl-CoA decarboxylase, mitochondrial-like
Exons: 11
Coding region: 130-1638 (502 amino acids)
Biological process (GO): malonyl-CoA catabolic process; positive regulation of fatty acid oxidation; acetyl-CoA biosynthetic process
Cellular component (GO): peroxisomal matrix; mitochondrial matrix
Molecular function (GO): malonyl-CoA decarboxylase activity
Source: RefSeq, a predicted model, not a curated record